Dreissena polymorpha is the source of this 1760-nucleotide messenger RNA. RefSeq names its product poly [ADP-ribose] polymerase tankyrase-2-like. Gene Ontology annotation, molecular function: protein binding. The transcript is spliced from 3 exons. Lineage: Eukaryota; Metazoa; Mollusca; Bivalvia; Myida; Dreissenidae. The record is from RefSeq and is a predicted model, not a curated record. Bases 141 to 1052 code for a protein of 303 amino acids.
AGGAUACGCAUCAGCCAAUCAGAGCGGGCGCUGUUUACGUACGCAUCGAUAUACUCUUCACCGAGUUUUCGACAAGCAGUACAAGCUACGGCGAAUGUAGAGAAGACGAUUAAUAGUAAAGUGUGAGUGUGUGUGUUCAAAUGCGGGAAGCUAUGGCUAUAUCUUUACUGGAAGCAAUUAAAAACGGUGACCAAGAUGCGGCUAAACGGAUUCUGAUACAAAAGCUCUAUUCCAACAUUGAUCGUCAGUCGUCCCGGAAGGACGGCACGCCGCUCUUCUGGUGCUGCUGCCGUGGCUACAUGGAGCUAGCGCGCCUUAUUCUGCUCCACGGAGCGGAUGUAAACCGCCGGACCGCAUGGGGCGCCUCCCCGCUGCAUGCCGGCGCCGACCAUAACCAGCCUGACGUGAUAAAACUGCUGGUGGACUUUGGCGCCAACGUGAAUCUGCAGACGACCAAUGGCGACACGGCCUGCCACCUGGCGGCCUACCGCGGCUACAAGGAGUGUGUGUAUCGCCUGGUGCAACUUGGGGCAGAUGUCAAUGUUCGGAACCAAAAGCACCAGACGGCCGUUCAAGAGGCAUACUCCAGGGGUCAUUACGACAUAUACUCCUAUCUUUUGAGGUGUCAAACUCUAGUCACAAAACCAAGUCUUUCAUCGACAGCCGAGCAGAGGAACUUCGUCCCUGUCGGUAAACCGCUCAUUCCAAAACAGAUUUUAAGUGAAAACAACAGGAGAGAAAGUUCACGUAGCACCGACAGUACAACUUCCGAAAUGUCCAGUUUUUCACUUCCGUCACGCGCUUCUUUGGAUUAUUCGUUGCUAAGCGAAUACGAAACUAAGUCGAAUCGGCCGAUAUUGUGUGAUGGGCGGAUAAACAAAGGAGUAGUGGGGGUGCUAAGAUUGAACUAUUUCGGACUCGACAGUCAAUUUUCGAGCGAUAGAAGCCCAGUGUCAUCGCUAGGAGCCAGUUCUUUGAAUGAUCUUUCGUCUGUCAAUUCUAAGAGCACAACAGUCCCACCGCGGACUUUAAUGUCUUUCAACAAUAUCUGAAACAGUCGGUGCUUUUGACCUUUGCAUGUUUAUUUAUUUAAAAUUGUCAGGUAACCCAUUUAUGCAUAGCGUCUAGAAAAAAGGCAUUGGCAAACAGCGUAGACCUAGAUGAGACGCCGCAUGAUGCAGCGUCUCAUCAGGGUCUGCGCUGUUUGCUUAAAGGAAUUUCUGUAAGAAAUAUUCUAAAUAUAGAAAGAAAUAUACUAGAUAUCCCUUAUUUUGGAAAUAAAUUGAUACAAUUUAGACGGAUGGAAAAGUCCACUAGGCUUAAAUGGGUUAAGGCUAAGUGUGAUAUGACUUUUGUGUUCUUCAUUUACAAAGACUAGUUCAAACGUACCUCGGUGUUAACGGUAAACUGACGCGUGCUAUUGUUAACAUGUAUAAACUAUAUGUUGAUAAUUUUCUUUCAUCUUUUGUCUUAUAAUAGUAUAAUAUCUAUUAUUUUGUCAACAGAAUGGCCGUGUUUCGCAAAAUACAUUUAUGAUUAAUGUGUUUAUUGUUUGCUAUGUCAUACGUUUGCGUCAUAAUAACUUGCGUCAUAUUUGUAAAAUUGUAUCUACAAAUUCUCAUAAGCCACAGGCUCAUUAGUACCAUUACGGGUUUUAUAGUUGUGCAUUGUUGUUGUUGUUAUUGUUGUUGUUGUUAUCACGGUGAUACUUCUUUACUCAUUAGGUAUUUUGAUUAUCAAUUAAAGGACUUUCAAAGUCA